AUGGAGAAUCUCGAAGACAUGGAAGCCUCCACAGAUGCAUUUGCUACUAACAGCCUUCUCCGUGUGCAAAUUGGCAAUGGCAUCCACCGGAGUCAAUUCCUGAGGAUCUUGAUAUUGGACAAUGUGGACAUACAUGCACUACCGACACUUCCUAAAAGUCUUAUCAAUUUACAAGUGUCUAUAUUAUGGAUGGACACAUUUCCGGAUCUCUCAAACCUCAUAAAUUUAGAGAAAAUGGAUCUGAGUUUUGGCCAGCCUCAUUCCGACAUGAUAUCUAAUGGGCUUGGGGAGCAUCCGAUGCCAGAGUGGUUUGGGGAGUUAAGCAAACUAAAGUUUUUGGCCCUGCACUCUCAUCACGGGACCACCUCACCAACAAACCUUACCCUCCCUCCGCGACUGAAGUCACUUCACCUCAAGUGCCCUAAUCUGCGUUGCCUGCCGAGGCUUCCCUUGAGUUUAUCCUCCUUGAAGUUGGAAGAGUGCUGGUCUCUUUGCUCGAUGGAGGAUCUAUCGAAUUUGAAGGAACUAUCAUCUCUCCAUAUUUCGUCCGCCGCGAUUGCAGAGAUUCAAGGCCUUGGUUGUCUGGAGAACCUACGAGAUUUGCAUCUUUAUUGGCUUGGACAGGUGAAGAUACUACCUGAUCUAAGCAAUUUAAACAAACUAACAUCUCUUCUUGUAGGAUAUUGUGAUGAGCUGGUUGAGAUUCAAGGCCAACUACCUCGGUUUUUGGAUUUCUUUCGUGUUGAUGAUUGUGGUUCACUACAGAAGUUGCCCGAUCUAUCAAGCUUGAUGGACUUUGAACAGCUGCAGAUCCUACCUGAUCUAAGUAAUUCAAACCAACUUAGACGUCUUCUAGUACACCGAUGUGAUAAUCUGGUUGAGAUUCAAGGCGAACUUCCACAAUCUUUGGAAGUAUUGCAUAUUGAGUCAUGUAAAUCUUUACAGAAGUUGCCUAAUGUGUCAAGCUCAACAAGGCUGCAAGAGGUUUGCAUACGUGACUGUAAUGAUCUGGUUGAGAUUCAAGGAGUUGCCUAA
Molecule: messenger RNA, 1035 nt
Organism: Eucalyptus grandis
Lineage: Eukaryota; Viridiplantae; Streptophyta; Magnoliopsida; Myrtales; Myrtaceae
Product: disease resistance protein ADR2-like
Exons: 3
Coding region: 1-1035 (344 amino acids)
Source: RefSeq, a predicted model, not a curated record